Molecule: messenger RNA, 1119 nt
Organism: Marasmius oreades (fairy-ring Marasmius)
Lineage: Eukaryota; Fungi; Basidiomycota; Agaricomycetes; Agaricales; Marasmiaceae
Exons: 2
Coding region: 1-1119 (372 amino acids)
Source: RefSeq, a predicted model, not a curated record
AUGGCCAGCUUCAGUACUAAAAACCCGGAACCUCUGAUCUCAUCUCCCAAAUAUGUCAACACUCCUAAUCGUGAUCCAUCUCCUGAAGUUGACGACGUAGAGAUGAAUUAUGAUAGAAUGGAAGUCAUGAAUGUUUUAGAUGAAGAAAGCGGCAGUGGGAAUGAUGGGCAUGAUUCCGAUAAUUCCAACAAUUCUGACGCUAGUGGAUUGAACAUGGACUGCAAUGAUGGAUUUGGGCUUGACUCUGAUUCAGAAGAAGAGGUUAGUUCCAUGGAGAAUCCGUGGCAGCAGGGAAUGAGUGCAAGUGAAAGAUUGGAGGAGGUUUCCUCUCGAAACUUUGCAGAGAUUGGGCAUGAUUUUGGUAUCUACGACAUGAACAACAUUCGUGCAUUUAAUUAUAAAGUCCAAACAGCGCUCGGUACUAAUGAUUUUGAGAAGCUUUUCCCCAGUUGGGUGACCUUCCGUCACUUCAACGCCUGCAGACGCGAGCAGCAUUUCUCUCGGGAGUCUCCCCUGUCUCAUAUAAUUGCUGCAUCAACUCUUGUUGUUUGUAUGCAGGACACUUCGCCAACCACCAGGAUUGUCCUUAUUGUCACGAGCUCUGUUACGAUAACAGAGGGAGGCCUCGGAAUACCUUUCACUACCUCCCCCUCAUUCCCCAACUUGCAGUAUUGUACUCAAACGAGGAGAUGGUUCAGAAGAUGGAAUAUCGUGGGUCAUAUCCCUACGGACAGGGAGAUAUGGAGGAUUACCUGGACGGGUCAUACUAUCAGCAGUUACGGCGGGAAAAAGUUGUCAUCAAUGGUCAGGAGCUGCCAUAUUCAUUCUUUGAUCAAGUUACGGACAUUGCAUUGGCACUGUCAACUGACGGUUUUUGUCCAUUCAAGCGGCGAAAACAGUCAUGCUGGCCGCUCAUCCUUUUCAAUCUCAACCUUCCCCCAACCAUAUGAUUCUCCCUCACCCACAUUAUCUGUCUGGGCAUCAUCCCUGGUCCCCACUCUCCAAAGGACUUGGAUUCAUAUCCUAUACCCCUCAUUGAAGAAUUGUUGCGGCUUGCAGAAGGCAUUUCUACCUAUGAUGUGCUGCGUGGGCGUCAAUUCAUACUUCGCACAUACCUGA